GCCAGUUCGUCCAGCAAUGGAGGGGGGCAGGUGCACGCGGGGUUGCAUAAAAGGACAGGACGGUCACCGUUCUCACUCAGUUUGCUUCUCUGGCUCCAUCCAACUCUUAGCUUGACCGUCCUGCCAUCGAGGAGAGAGAGCAGUUGCAGUCGAGUGGAUUAAUUUAAGCUCAUUCUAAUUCGGUGAAAAACUGAUUAAAAUGUGGCAGACUUUGUUUAUCGUCACCGUCUUGAUUCUCCAAGUUACCUUGGCGGCACAGCCUCGUGAGUCAGACGAAAAUGAAAUAAAGGCCAAUGCAUUACCGGAUCGUCUGGCCAAACGAGUAUGUUACUUCAGCAACUGGGCCGUCUACCGUCCUGGAAAAGGAUCGUACGACAUCGACGAUAUCCCCGGUGAAAUGUGUACGCACAUCAUCUAUUCCUUCUGCGGCGUUAGUAACGUCACCUGGGGUGUUCUCGUUUUGGAUCAAGAGCGAGACAUUGAUAAUGGAGGCUAUGCCAAAUUUGUCGCCUUGAAAAACAAAUAUCCCAACUUGAAACCCAUGUUGGCAGUAGGCGGAUGGGGUGAAGGUGGUAAGAAAUAUUCGCAGAUGGCAUCUGUUCCGGCUCGCCGUCAAUCCUUUGUUAGCAGUGUCGUAGAGUACAUGAAUCAGUAUGGAUUCGAUGGAUUCGAUCUUGAUUGGGAAUACCCCGGCGCUGCAGAUCGUGGAGGCACUUAUGCCGACAAGGAAACCUUCCUUACCCUUGUUCGAGAAUUGCGUGCUGCUUUCGAUGCUGUUGGCAAAGGAUGGGAAUUGACUGCUGCGGUUCCAGUUGCCAAAUUCCGUUUGCAGGAGGGAUAUCAUGUCCCGGAGUUGUGCCAAUUGCUUGAUGCUAUUCACGUUAUGACAUAUGAUCUGCGAGGAAAUUGGGUAGGAUUUGCUGACGUUCAUUCUCAACUCUACCGAAGACCUGGCCUUGAUCAAUACGCAUACGAAAAACUUAACGUGAACGAUGGCCUGUUGCUCUGGGAAGAAUUCGGAUGCCCGAGAGAUAAGCUUGUCGUUGGAACUCCAUUUUAUGGCCGCACGUAUACUUUGGGUGACCCCAAAAGCACCGAUUUGGGAGCAUACAUCGUCAAGUGGGCAGGAGGCGGUGAACCCGGUCCAUUUACUAAUGCGUCCGGCUUUAUGGCUCAUUACGAGAUUUGCGUGAAACAUCUGGAUCCAGCUGAUGGAUGGGUUAAGCGAUACGACGAUGUCGGCAAAGUACCUUUCACUCACAAAGAUCGCCAAUGGAUCGGCUAUGAAGACGAAGAUUCCUUAAAGAUUAAAAUGGACUUUAUUCGUGCCAGAGGAUACGGCGGGGCAAUGACGUGGGCAAUUGACAUGGAUGAUUUCCACAAUCUUUGCGGAAAGGGCCAUCAUUCAAUGACGAAGGUUCUUUAUGAUGGAAUGAAAGACUAUAUUGUUCCAGUCCCACCUCCCAUGACAACUACUACCGCUGUAACAUGGUGGAAACCUUGGCGUCCCGAUCCCACAAAGUCACUUGACUCGGUACCGUCCACGACACAAAAGCCAAAAGAAGCAGUUAAGCUGGAAGAAACAGUUAAGCUGGAAGAAACAGUUCAGCCGGAAGAAAUAGUUCAGCCUGUCGAUGUCGCCGGACUAGAUUGUAACAAACAAAGUUAUUGGCCUCACGAAAAAUGCGCCAAGUACUAUUGGUGUGUUCAAGGAUCUCCACGUUUGCUAGAAUGCCCCGGCGGAUCUGUCUGGAAUAGAGUAGGAAACUUUUGCGAUUGGGCGAAGAACACGGACACUUCUACUUGCACACUCUAAGUUAACGAAACGGCUUUCACUCUCAAUCUAUUAAUAAAUUAUGACUGCUAAUUAUACCGGAUAAUGUAUGAACUGUAUGGAUGUGCGUACUCUUAACCAGAGAUGAAUAAAGGAUGGUUACCUGUUA
Daphnia pulicaria is the source of this 1943-nucleotide messenger RNA. RefSeq names its product endochitinase-like. Bases 200 to 1816 code for a protein of 538 amino acids. Gene Ontology annotation, biological process: chitin catabolic process; carbohydrate metabolic process. The record is from RefSeq and is a predicted model, not a curated record. NCBI's taxonomy places the organism in Eukaryota, Metazoa, Arthropoda, Branchiopoda, Diplostraca, Daphniidae. Gene Ontology annotation, molecular function: chitinase activity; chitin binding. The transcript is spliced from 17 exons. Gene Ontology annotation, cellular component: extracellular region.